This is a messenger RNA of Sinocyclocheilus grahami, 6881 nucleotides long. Its product is annotated as kinesin-like protein KIF1A. The coding region runs from base 335 to 5359 and encodes 1674 amino acids. The transcript is spliced from 47 exons. Gene Ontology annotation, biological process: microtubule-based movement. Lineage: Eukaryota; Metazoa; Chordata; Actinopteri; Cypriniformes; Cyprinidae. The record is from RefSeq and is a predicted model, not a curated record. Gene Ontology annotation, molecular function: microtubule binding; ATP binding; microtubule motor activity.
UGGUUCAGUCAGUCUCAGCAUCACUGCUCUAGGCAGCAAGCAGAGCCAUUUUGGCUUCUACAUUACAGGGCACUCAAAGAUCUCUCCUCCAAGAAGCAGGCCUCGCCGGGCAUCCAGCUACACCUCGCUGGAACAAAUAAAGGAUCCUCUGUUAAACAGAGGGAAAAACAGACUGUUUUCGACAUAUCAGAGGAAGAGCUGAAAAAAGAGAAUUUGAGAAGCCAGCACAAGAGGCAGUAGUGGGAGCUGAUCUGUAGAGUCAAUAGCUGAGAGCAUCAGAGGAUCACCACCGUAAAGGUGAAAGCAGUGCUUUCAGCGCACACACAGAGGCACCAUGGCAGCGGCCUCGGUGAAGGUUGCGGUGAGAGUCCGUCCCUUCAACUCUCGUGAGAUGAGUAAAGAGUCCAAGUGCAUCAUCCAGAUGUCAGGAAACACAACCACCAUCAUCAACCCCAAAGCACCCAAAGAAACCAAAAGCUUCAAUUUUGAUUACUCCUACUGGUCACAUACCUCGCCAGAAGAUAUCAACUUUGCCUCCCAGCAGCAGGUGUUCAGAGACAUUGGAGAGGAAAUGUUACUUCAUGCCUUUGAGGGCUACAACAUUUGUAUUUUUGCAUAUGGCCAGACUGGGGCCGGUAAAUCUUAUACCAUGAUGGGCAAACAGGAAAAGGACCAGCAGGGGAUCAUUCCACUGCUGUGUGAAGACCUUUUUACCAAGUUUAAUGACCACAAUACUGAUAACAACAUGUCCUAUUCUGUGGAGGUUAGUUAUAUGGAGAUUUACUGUGAAAGGGUACGAGAUCUUCUGAACCCAAAAAACAAAGGAAAUCUGCGUGUGCGAGAGCACCCAUUACUGGGCCCGUAUGUAGAGGAUCUGUCCAAACUCGCCGUCACAUCAUAUAAUGACAUUCAAGACCUGAUGGACUCAGGGAAUAAGGCUAGGACAGUAGCUGCCACUAACAUGAAUGAGACCAGCAGCCGUUCACACGCUGUCUUCAACAUCAUCUUCACCCAGAAGCGCCAUGACUCCGAAACAGACAACACUUCAGAAAAGGUCAGCAAAAUCAGUCUGGUGGAUUUAGCCGGCAGUGAGAGAGCAGAUUCCACAGGAGCCAAAGGCACACGGCUCAAGGAAGGGGCAAACAUCAAUAAAUCACUUACUACCCUGGGAAAAGUCAUUUCAGCUCUGGCUGAAGUGGACUCUGGCUCAAACAAGAACAAAAAGAAGAAGAAAGUAGAGAGUUUUAUUCCUUACAGGGAUUCUGUACUGACCUGGCUACUGAGAGAGAACCUUGGUGGCAACUCUCGCACCGCAAUGGUGGCGGCUCUCAGUCCUGCUGACAUCAACUAUGAUGAAACCCUCAGCACUCUCAGGUAUGCAGACAGGGCUAAGCAGAUCCGUUGUAAUGCUGUGAUCAAUGAAGAUCCUAAUAACCGUCUGGUGCGUGAGCUGAAAGAUGAGGUGUCCCGUCUGAAGGACCUCCUCUAUGCCCAGGGCCUGGGUGACAUCAUCGAGAUGACCAAUGCUAUGACGGCGAUGAGCCCCUCUCCAUCUCUCUCUGCCCUGUCCAGCCGGGCUUGUUCCAUCAGCAGCCUCCAUGAUCGCAUCAUGUUCAGCCCAGGGAGCGAGGAAGCCAUUGAGAGACUCAAGGAAACAGAGAAAAUCAUUGCCGAGCUCAAUGAAACCUGGGAAGAGAAGCUUCGCCGUACAGAGGCCAUCAGAAUGGACAGAGAAGCACUGCUGGCCGAGAUGGGCGUGGCCAUGCGUGAGGAUGGAGGAACUGUUGGAGUCUUUUCACCAAAGAAGACACCCCACCUGGUGAAUCUAAAUGAAGAUCCUUUGAUGUCUGAAUGUCUCCUGUAUUACAUCAAAGAUGGAAUUACCAGGGUGGGGAGAGAAGAUGCCAGCAGAAGACAGGACAUUGUUUUGAGUGGUCAUUUCAUCAAAGAGGAACACUGCACUUUCACCAGCACCACUGGACCAAUGGGAGAAGCUGUCAUUCUUGAGCCGUGUGAGGGAGCAGAAACUUAUGUCAAUGGAAAGAGAGUAACAGAACCCACUGUUCUCAAAUCAGGGAACCGAAUCAUUUUGGGCAAGAGCCAUGUGUUCCGCUUCAACCAUCCAGAGCAGGCUCGUCAGGAACGUGAACGAACCCCCUGCGCUGAGACGCCAGUGGAGCCUGUAGACUGGGCCUUUGCUCAGAGAGAACUCCUGGAGAAACAGGGCAUUGAUAUGAAACAGGAAAUGGAUCAGAGACUGCAGGAACUUGAGGAUCAGUAUCGCAAAGAGAGAGAAGAGGCCAACAAUCUACUGGAGCAACAGAGAUUAGACUAUGAGAGCAGGUUAGAAGCCCUGCAGAAGCAGGUAGAUCGUUAUUACCCUGAUGCAGCAGAGGAAGAUGAAGAACCUGAGGAGGAAGUGAAAUGGACUGAGAGGGAGACAGAACUGGCGCUGUGGGCUUUCCGUAAAUGGAGGUGUUAUCAGUUCACAUCUCUCAGAGAUCUGCUUUGGGGCAAUGCCAUCUUCCUCAAGGAGGCCAAUGCCAUUAGCGUAGAGCUAAAGAAGAAGGUUCAGUUCCAGUUUGUGUUAUUGACGGACACGAUUUAUUCUCCACUUCCACCUGACCUGUUACCACCCGAGACAGCUAAAGACCGCGAGAAAAGUCCAUUCCCUCGCACCAUCGUGGCUGUAGAAGUCCAAGAUCAGAAAAAUGGAGCUACACAUUAUUGGACCCUGGAGAAGCUCAGGCAGAGGCUGGAUCUGAUGCGAGAGAUGUAUGAUCGUGCUGCUGAGGUGCCUGGCAGUGCUCUUGAAGACUGUGACAGUGUGCUGACUGGAGGCGAUCCGUUCUACGACCGUUUUCCCUGGUUUCGUCUGGUUGGAAGAGCAUUUGUGUAUUUGAGUAAUCUGCUCUAUCCUGUGCCCUUGGUCCAUCGGGUUGCCAUAGUUAAUGAGAAGGGAGAGGUCAAAGGUUUCCUCAGAGUAGCUAUACAAGCAAUAUCAGCCGAUGAAGAGGCACCAGACUAUGGCUCUGGCGUCCGGCAGUCAGGCACUGCCAAGAUUUCUUUUGAAGACCAGCAGUUUGAGAAGUUCCAGUCAGAGUCCUGUCCUUCUGGUCUUUCACGUGCUGCUGUCUCUCAGGAAGAGCUGCGAAUUGUGGAGGGUGAGGGCCAAAAUGCAGAGAUGGGACUGUCAGCAGAUGAGGUCAACAAUAAUACCUGUGCAUCUAACCCAGAGGAGCUGGACAGCCCUGUCAAAACUGGUCUUGAUGGCAUACUGGACGGCGCUCUGGAUCACUUGAGGAUUGGAGAAGUCUUUACAUUCAGAGUUACUGUGCUGCAGGCAUCAAGCAUAUCCGCAGAAUACGCAGACAUAUUCUGCCAGUUCAAUUUUAUUCACAGGCACGAUGAAGCGUUUUCCACAGAGCCGUUGAAGAACACUGGACGUGGUCCACCACUUGGCUUCUAUCAUGUGCAAAAUAUUGCUGUGGAAGUGACUAAGUCUUUUAUAGAGUACAUAAAGACUCAGCCAAUCGUGUUUGAAGUGUUUGGACAUUACCAGAAGCAGCCUUUCCCUCUGCUCUGCAAAGAUCUCAUUAGCCCGCUGCGCCCAUGCAGACGACAGUUCCCAAGAGUCAUGCCUCUUUCCAAACCAGUACCUGCCACUAAACUGACAGCUCUCACACGACCCACGGCAGGACCGUGCCACUGUAAAUACGACCUGAUGGUCUUCUUUGAAAUCUGUGAGCUAGAGGCCAAUGGAGACUAUAUCCCAGCCGUAGUGGACCACCGGGUAGGCAUGCCAUGCCAUGGCACAUUCAUGUUACAUCAGGGCAUCCAAAGGAGAGUCACAGUCACCAUAGUACAUGAGUCAGGACGAGAUAUCGAGUGGAAGGAAGUGCGAGAGCUGGUUGUAGGGCGCAUCCGGAACACGCCUGAAGCAGAUGAGACAAUCAUCGACCCCAAUAUUCUCUCUCUCAACAUACUGUCUGCAGGAUACAUCCGACCCGCACAAGAUGACAGGAUAUUCUACCGUUUUGAGGCUGCUUGGGAUUCAUCCAUGCACAACUCUUUGCUGCUUAACCGUGUCACUCCUUAUGGAGAGAAAAUCUACAUGACUCUGUCUGCUUAUCUGGAGAUAGAGAACUGCACACAGCCCACAGUGAUAACCAAAGACUUAUGCAUGGUGUUCUACUCGAGAGACGCCAAGCUCCCAGCAUCUCGCUCCAUCAGGAACCUCUUCAGCAGUGGCACCUUGAGGCCAUGUGAAGGGAACCGUGUAACUGGUGUGUAUGAGCUCAGUCUGUGCCACCUGGCUGAUGCAGGGAGCCCAGGAAUGCAAAGACGGCGCAGGAGGGUACUGGAUACAUCGGUGGCAUAUGUGCGAGGGGAGGAGAACCUGGCUGGCUGGAGGCCCCGCAGUGACAGCCUCAUCCUGGACCAUCAAUGGGAGCUGGAGAAACUGAGUCUCCUGCAGGAGGUGGAGAAAACCAGACACUACCUCCUCCUUAGGGAGAAGCUGGAGUCCACCCUGCUGCUGGGCCAGGAGUCGCUGCUGUCCUGCGGGAGUGAGGAUCUAACCGAGUCCUCCUCCCCAUCCACCCACCUGGGCCUGGGCCACAACCCUUGCCCCGGUCCUGACAUACCCAACGAGAGGCAGAAGGAGCUGGCUGCAAAGUGUCUUCGUUUGCUUAACCACACCUUUAACAGGGACUACAGCCAUGUGUGUGUUAGCGCCAGUGAGAGCAAGUUGAGCCAGAUGUCAGUAACUCUUUUGAAAGACUCUGCCUCAGUGUGUGCUGAAAACACCCUUACCCCGUCCUCCACAUGCCCCUCAUUGGUGGAGGGACGCUAUGGCCACAAUGCUGAACUCAGACCCCCAACACCUCGAUCUCGUGCUCUCAGCCCCAUCCCUGACUCUGAAACAGAGAGCAAAAUGUCUCCUCAAGAGUCCAAAUCAAGAACCCACACUUUUGUGCCAGACAUUCAGGAAAUCCGUGUCAGCCCAAUUGUGUCAAAGAAAGGUUAUUUGCACUUCCUGGAGCCCCACAGUAAUGGCUGGGUUAAGAGAUAUGUGGUGGUACGCCGGCCUUAUGUCUACAUCUACAACACAGAGAGAGACACAGUGGAAAGGGCCAUUCUUAACCUGUCCUCUGCACAAGUGGAGUACAGCGAAGACCAGCAGGCAAUGCUGAAGAUGCCCUACACAUUUGCGGUAUGCACAGAGCAUCGUGGGAUACUCCUUCAAGCCAGUAAUGACAAGGAGAUGCAUGAUUGGCUGUAUGCCUUUAACCCUCUGCUUGCUGGAUCUAUCAGGUCUAAACUGUCAAGAAGAAGAGCUGGGCAGAUGAGGUUUUGAGCCCACUACAUGUAUACCUUCUGUACAACUCCUCGAGGACAAAAAACACAAAGGACUAACCUUGUAAAUAGAUCUACUGACAGAUCCCCCAGUUUCUGUGCUUACUCAACUCUCUGACCCUCUGUUUCCUACAUGUGUGUACCUGCACCUGCUCACACUAGCACCAACUGUGCACCUGUAUCUUAAAGGCCCCUUUGUUGUGCAUCUACAGUGGCCUAAAUAUACAACUUAUAGCGCCAAGAGAACAGGCGAACUACUUUAUUGGGGUAGAGAUAGUAUGCUUAUGUAGUCUUCAGCAACAUUUUAGAAAGCAGGUGAUGGGAAUUUCUAAUUCUGAAGCUGUCAGCUCAUGCAAACACAUCUGAAUUUGUUACUGUGAAGAGUGACGUCCAUAUCUUGGGUUUGUGGGGAAAUGGAUCACAUGGCCUUACUGUGUUACUCUAUGGGUUUAAAACGAUAAAACUGGUCAGUAUUUAAAUCAGCAGACCAUAUGUUUAUUCAUCUCUUGGCUAUGGAAGAUAGAAUUGAUCAAUGAUACGCAGUUCUUAGCAAGGAGCAGAUGAAUCACAUCAUAUUACGCUCUUACUCUCUUUAAGUGCAGUUCUUGGACACAGUUCAACCCAUCAUAAAUACUCAUAUACCUUUAUAAUGUUUCCCUUGUAUGGCCUUGAAAUGCAUACAGUUUUCAAAAUAACCAGGACGCAUUAGCGAAAAUUUGGCUAAGGAGAAUGGUUGCAUUCUCAUGUCUCUGUAUGAGAACCAUUAUAAAGAUUUGGCCUAUUUUUGUUGGAGUACUGGUUAGUAGAUUUAUCUAAAAUGUAUCAUAAAAAUGUAUCGGUAUCCCCAAAUGAUCUAAUUUACUUUGAAAAUUUCUAUUAAAGUCUUAUCUUGUUAGGUAUUUAUUUAACAUGUUUUUAUUUAUUUCAGUAUGUAUUUAUUGACAAAGACUGUAAUAUUUUUUGAAGAAGUACAGUGCAAUUUCUGCAUAUGGCACUUUUUUAUCAUGAGUUGACUAACCUCCCUUUUACUGACCGCACUGCUCUCAUUUCCCCCCACACAGUGAAAUGCAUUUGGGGAACAGGUUAGAAGUGAAUAGCUGGGAUAGCUGCUAUUACAUGUAGAUUACUUGAAAAUGAAAAAUGCUUUUUGCAAGAUUUAUCAGGUUGAGUAAAAUAAUCAUUCUUGCCCAGACUCAGAAAUGAGCGUUUGUACAGUGGUCAGUCUUGGAAAAUGGAAGGUUUAGAAGUUUGUUAGAACAAAUCAAAUGUACAGUACUGAUGGAAUUUUCUACACACACCCUAGAGAGUGAGGAGAUAUGAUUUUGUGCCUCUUGCAUCCUCUACUCUGUUUUUGUUUUACAAUUUCCAUCAUCUUAAUCCCUGUGCGCUUCUUUAACAGGGUGAAUGUCCACUUUAAGGCCCACUUAUGCUACCACCCUUUCUCUUUGUGUGUAAUCAUUCCUGUGCACAGGCAAAAGCAGUUUUAUUUAUUUUAUUUUUUUUAAUUUUGCAUAUUUGUGACC